UGCAGACUGAACCUAUUCAUUUGAAAUGCACUAGUGCAGAAUGCGGCCUCUCGUUACCUCUCCGACGGACUCAAAAAGCGGGAUAUUAACGAGUAAACUCGUCUCGUCAAAAUUACGUGCGGCUAUCCCCUAGGGUUUACGGUAAAGCAUCCCAUCAGCACCCUCUGUCUCACUUCCGAAAAUAACCAAGGCGCGCUCAGCUACUAGUGGCCAGACUGUAGAAGUCAUAUAACAGUUAAUAUAAGCAGAAGAUAAUCGGUAUCUAGUUAGAAACAAAGUAAUUGGCAGUUUUAUGAUAAAAAUGUUGAACUGCCUUUCAUUUCAGGCGCAGCUGUCCUCGAUCAUGGGGGUGUUAUCCAAAGCGGCCGUGGCAGAGAUUAUCAAACUUGUGGAUGAGGGAUCCGCUGUGCUGCGGUUAGAGAUGCGCCAGAGUCAGACGGAGAACGAGGAUCUGAGGAGGAAACUGCGCCUCAUGGAGACGGAGCUGAAGAUCGCCCAGCAGCGGGUGAUGGGCAGGACCAACGGCUGCUCCCUCGGCCGGUGCUCCGUCGGGGUGCAAACCGGCGACGAAGCCGGAGCAGUGGAGAAGGGUACUGACAGGAAGGAGCGCUGUCCCACCAUAGAGGGAGUCUUUGGGAAGGAGUGGUGCUUCAGCCUGUGGAGUGACGGGGAGCCGUCAGCUGCAGAAGAUGAGGACGCUUUGCAAGCCGGUUACACGAAGAGCAAGUUUGCAGGAAUGGCAGACAAGCCUGUGAUUCCUGAAGUAAUGGAUGCUUCCGUGGAAAAAAAACAUUGGGUAACUGAAUCCAAGGGAGGCCUGAGCAUCACACAAGAGAGACAGGAUGAGUUUGGUGACAGCUCUGCGGAGGUGUCUCGUACCGAGGACGACAUCAAUGAGGAGCUGUGUGAGGGGGGGCCCUUACUUCUGGACCCUCCCGAGCAUGAGGUCCUUGAGCCCGUCGCUGCAGUCGGUCACGGCGAGCAGGACAUGGAGGCUGUGGCCUCAGCCAUCGGCGAGGGACCCGACCUGGAUGCCGACGCCUCUGGUGGUCAUUUCCUUGGCUAUGGGAGCUUUGGCACGAAAGUGAGCGUUGGCAAACCCGGCAACUCUGCCAUCGAGGGGAGGUAUUUCAUCUGCUCAAUCUGCGGGAAGAGCUUCGCCUAUCUCAGCUACCUGAAGAUACAUCAGCGCCGCCACUCGGGGGAGAAGCCGUUCAGCUGCACGGUGUGCGGCAAGAGCUUCGCCCAGAAGGCGUACCUGACGCUGCAUCAGCGCACGCACACCGGCGAGAAGCCCUACAGCUGCGCAGAGUGCGGGAAGAGCUUCUCGCAGAAGAGCUCGCUGAACUCGCAUCUGCGCAGCCACACCGGCGAGAAGCCCUACAGCUGCGCAGAGUGCGGAAAGAGCUACGCAUACAAACACGGCCUGAACGUGCACCAGUGUGUGGACAGCAGCUGGAAACAUGUGGACUUGGUGUAAAUAACCGAGUAAAAUAGCAACGUAUUAAACAAUGUACCACAACAAUUUUGUAUGAGAAAACAAUAUGUUAAUCUUGUAAAUAUCUGUUUUGUACAACAAAUCAAAUACUGUUAAUCUUGUGAAUAUCUAAGUUUAAAGGUUUAUUACUGUACGUGUGAUGUACUUUGUUAAUUACAGAGCGUCUAUUUCACAGCCUCUGUGUUAAUGGUGAGCGACUUUUGAUGGCGUUGUGUUUUUAACACGUAAAGCAAGGACCAUAUCCUCCUAUACUUGCAUUUACACAGAGCAGUAAUGAAACACUGGCUAUUGUACUGUCCUGGGCCGGUGAUCACAGGUGAUCUUAAAGCUAAAAGUAGCUGCAAACUUGCCGAUUUAGGAGAAGCUCCAAACGUCUCGGAGAAUGAUUCCUAGGUCACUAAGACCGUUUCGCAAACCGUCGCAAAAUGGCUGUUUUUCAGUCCACGGCACAAUGUCUUGGAAACAUUAAACGAGCGCUGAAUUACUUAAAGGAUACCGCCUCAGAGGGAGAGAAUAAUGAUGGUUGUGGAGCUUGUGAGGGACGCAAUGACAGCAACAAACCGAAACAACCCAAUCAUAUACAUAUACACCGCUUAACGGAUCGUUAUAGCCUUUUUUUUUCGUUUUCUUUACGUAUCAGGCAAUUUACUAUCUGAUUGACAUUUGUUUAUUUAUUACAUGAGUAUAAAGUAAUAAAACGGACAGCGUAGUUACGUACUGAAUUUUAUUGACUCGUUCAAAUACAGUACGCUUUUCAAAUUAUUGAACUGAAUUGAAAUACGCUAAAAUACGGUACUGUACCUAAAAUGUACCUUAAUGUAGUGUAUACACAUACACCGUAGUAAUUUUUUUUCCCAUAUACUGUCAUUUUUAAAAAGACCAAAAAUGAACACUAUAAGUGGAUUACUAUAAGUGAAUUAUUUAAACAGUAUUUGUAAACGAUUGAUUCUAUCUCAAGCUUUUUGAUCUAUAUAAGUAGUUGAUUUUCAUAACCACGAUCACUAUAAGUGGUUUCCACUGUACUUGUGUCUAUGGGAUGUUUCGCGUACAUUUUCACCAGCACGUACUGGCCUCUCAUCAGUCAAUCGCCAUGGUUAUUCCAGGCAAGCUCGUGCAUAAGAAGUGACGUCAGCCAUAAUGACGUCAUUACUCUUAGCUUAGGAGUCGGCUCUUUUCCUAACUGAAAGUUGCUCUUGUUGAAUAUGUUUUAAGAAAAAACUCGUAGUUAAAAACUUUUAGUGUGAUUUCAGAAUACUCAGUACUAAGGUAAAAUGCUUUGGAAUAGGAGCCCUGGUCUCUUGGGGUGUACUCACAUGUCAUACCACUGUACUGUCAGAGGGGGCAUCUGCCUGAAAAUGCUCAGAUUCAGGUUCAGGUCACGCAUGCAUAUUUUGUUUAUAUCCAGUUUGUAUUGUCAUAUCUAAUAAAAACUUGCAGGGUAGUUUUUUUUACAUUUGAUUUUAUUCAUUUCAGUGUGACUUUCUUUCCAAGGUUUCUAGUUACUGUCUGUGUAAAGUCUGUGUACUGUUUUGCAAAUGCGCCCAUCCAUUCACCUCUCACGGCAGUGUUAUAUGGGGAUAUCAAGGGAUCUGCUCCUAAUGCACAGGAAACACUGUCUGUGCUAAUUAAUGCUGUUUUCAAAGCACGCCUCGUGUAGGUAAUUUGUCACGGUGUUACCUUCCAGAGGCGCCGAGUUGCUUUGGACUCAUUCCCGUUGUUUCUCUGUCCGUAACAUUCGUCGGCCAGGCCUGCAAGGCAGCCGGCUGUUGGCCUGACUAAUGCUGCUGUUUCCUGGCUCUUUACCUAACCCUAUCUGGAGAUUCUUGGCUUCCUGUCUUUCCUGUACAUCGAUGCUGGGACAUCUAUGCUGAAUUGUUUUUUUUAUAAUAAAUUAGUCAUGACUGUUUU
Messenger RNA from Brienomyrus brachyistius, 3406 nucleotides. Its product is annotated as zinc finger and SCAN domain-containing protein 2-like. Gene Ontology annotation, biological process: regulation of transcription by RNA polymerase II. NCBI's taxonomy places the organism in Eukaryota, Metazoa, Chordata, Actinopteri, Osteoglossiformes, Mormyridae. Gene Ontology annotation, molecular function: RNA polymerase II cis-regulatory region sequence-specific DNA binding; DNA-binding transcription factor activity, RNA polymerase II-specific. The transcript has 4 exons. The record is from RefSeq and is a predicted model, not a curated record. The coding region runs from base 293 to 1480 and encodes 395 amino acids.